Messenger RNA from Penicillium macrosclerotiorum, 1338 nucleotides. RefSeq names its product aldehyde dehydrogenase family protein. Gene Ontology annotation, molecular function: aldehyde dehydrogenase (NAD+) activity. The transcript is spliced from 3 exons. The coding region runs from base 1 to 1338 and encodes 445 amino acids. The record is from RefSeq and is a predicted model, not a curated record. NCBI's taxonomy places the organism in Eukaryota, Fungi, Ascomycota, Eurotiomycetes, Eurotiales, Aspergillaceae.
AUGGCUACCACGCUCGAUACCACGACUUACCCUGGGAAUAUUAUUAACAAUAAGUUCGUCUCAACCGCCAAAACCAGACAUUCUCUCAACCCUUCCAAUGCGCUUCCACUCUACGAAGUUCCUGUCGCAACACAGGAAGAUGUUGAUGCCGCAGUUGAUGCCGCUAAAACAGCAUUCAAGACAUGGUCGAAGACAUCCUUUGAAGAGAGAGCAAAGCUUCUCUUAAAGUAUGCUGAUCUUGUAGAAGCCAAUCGGGUCGAGCUUGAAAAGCUUUUAGUCAAGGAACAAGGCAAACCUCUUGGUCUAGCAAAGACCGAGUUCGACAUGGCUCUAACAUGGCUACGAACCUUCGCGACAAUGGAAGUCAAGGAUGAGGUGCUGGAUGAAAAUGAUGAGCGGACAAUCAUUCAAACAUUUCCUCCAAUCGGUGUCUCUUGUGGUAUUGUUCCUUGGAAUUGGCCGGUUUUACUUGGCUUGGGCAAAGUAGGCCCUGCCCUUAUGACAGGCAACACUUUUAUCAUGAAGCCUUCACCAUAUACUCCGUACACAGACCUGAAAUUGGGUGAACUCGGCAUGGCAGUUUUUCCGCCAGGUGUUUUUCAGGUGCUCAGUGGCGGCGAUGAUUUGGGCCCCAUGCUUACGGAGCACCCAGGAAUUGAUAAAAUCAGCUUUACUGGGUCCAUUGCGACCGGAAAAAGGGUCAUGGCAAGUUGCGCGAAGACCCUGAAGCGCGUUACCCUCGAACUUGGUGGAAAUGAUCCUGCUAUUGUUUGUGAGGAUGUCGACAUUGAUAAGAUUUUGCCGAAAAUUGCCACGCUUGCGUUCCUGAACUCUGGUCAGAUUUGCAUGCUUGUUAAGCGGCUUUUUAUCCACGAAAAGAUAUAUGAUCAGUUCCGGGAUGCAAUGGUCCAAUUUGUUAAGACAACAGCCAAGACAGGUGAUGGUUUCGAACCUGAUGUCCUGGUCGGGCCCCUUCAGAAUAACAUGCACGCUCAUCGACAACCCCCCGACGAUUCUCGUAUCGUCACAGAGGAGCCUUUUGGCCCAAUUAUCCCGUUGCUGAAAUGGACUGACGAAGAUGAAGUUCUGAAGCGGGCUAACAGCGGCGAGCAUGGCCUGGGGGCUUCAGUUUGGACCAAAGACCUUGCUCGAGGCGAGCGAUUGGCGAGAGAGUUGUCAGCUGGAAGCGUUUGGGUCAAUUCCCACUUUGAUGUCGCGCCAAAUGUUCCUUUUGGCGGUCAUAAGUUCUCAGGACUUGGAAGCGAAUGGGGUAUGACUGGGAUGAAAGCCUAUUGCAAUUCGCGCUCUUUAUGGAUUUGGAAGAAGAUCUAUGAUUAG